AUGGAACCAACCGCAACCGCUACCAUCUUUGCCCUCGACGAUCUUAUCCGCAAGGAAACCGAACUUGCGGAUAUGCUUCGCACCACCAUAAGCGCAUCCACCACACCACAAUAUAACCCUACUAACACCACUGAUGAGCCGAUGGAUGUCACAUCCAUCAGAAACCCUACCCUAACACCACCGCAUAUGUCCGGAGGCUCAUCACCACCAUACCCUGCUGCGGAUACCAUGAAUGUACAACUCCGCAAGGUAGAGCUGCCUACCUUUGAUGGGGAUUUCUCCAUCUAUUACGAUUUUUGGGCCAAAUUCAAGACCGCGGUCCACGACAAUCCAUCCCUAUCCACCGCUGCCAAAUUUAUCCAUCUUAGUAGCAGCCUUAAAGGUAGCGCCGCACUUGUUGUACAGGGGUACGACAUAACCGAUCCCUCCAACUACCACCUAGCCAUUGAAGUCCUACGCAGACGGUAUGACCGUCCGCAGUUCACCCAUAAUUUCUUUUUGCAGAAAUUAGAGAACUUGCCAGCGUCGUCUGCCGCCGCUUCAUCGCAGAGGGACACGUUAUGCCAGAUCCAAGCAUGUAUCCUGCAGCUCAACCGCAUCGAGGACACGUCAACAUCGCUAUCGCUCAAGAAGCUCAUUCGCAGCAAGUUCCCACAAGAGACUCAGCUGGAAGUGAACAGGAUGGAACACCGGUCAGGUACGAUUUGGAAGAUGCAUGAGUUUCUUGCUGGUAUUGAUGUGUUUAUUCAAGAACUUGAGAAGCUUGACGAUAGCCACUGUCCUCCACCUAGCCACGAUCAACCCUAUUCCGCAUUAUCCACCACAUACCGCAACCGCUCACCAUCUCCAUAA
Molecule: messenger RNA, 852 nt
Organism: Necator americanus (New World hookworm)
Lineage: Eukaryota; Metazoa; Nematoda; Chromadorea; Rhabditida; Ancylostomatidae
Exons: 1
Coding region: 1-852 (283 amino acids)
Source: RefSeq, a predicted model, not a curated record